AUGCCAGUGAUCACGUUCAAAGUGAAUCCGGAACACGCAAAGAUGACGGAGCUUGUCCCGAGUCUCUUCAUUUGUGGCCAGUUCUCAAAUUGUUUACUACUUAUACAAUAUUUCCUGUAUUGUCCUGUUCCAUCAGUAAUGUUGAGCUUACAGGUUCCGAAUCUAAAAAACCUCGCAAAUAUCCAGCGCACAAAGCUUUGGCUUGACGAUACACCACAAACAUAUAUUUAUCCACAUCUCGAGCUGCAGAGCGAUCAAAUUCGUGCAAUAAUCGCCGACGGAGGCAAAGUUUUGGUGCACUGCGUCGCGGGAGUUUCUCGCUCAGCAUCCAUCUGUCUGGCUUAUCUCACGAAAUACAGUUGUCGGACACUGCGCGAAGCUUACCAUCUAAUGGCUAACAAAAGGCCAUUGGUGAGGCCUAACCUCGGUUUCUGGAGGCAGCUUAUUGCUUUUGAGCAGGUGAGCAGAUACAGCAACAGAAUAUCCUAA
Molecule: messenger RNA, 489 nt
Organism: Gongylonema pulchrum
Lineage: Eukaryota; Metazoa; Nematoda; Chromadorea; Rhabditida; Gongylonematidae
Source: the annotation of a GenBank genome assembly